Messenger RNA from Mercenaria mercenaria, 3347 nucleotides. RefSeq lists its product as uncharacterized. The record is from RefSeq and is a predicted model, not a curated record. The transcript is spliced from 4 exons. Lineage: Eukaryota; Metazoa; Mollusca; Bivalvia; Venerida; Veneridae. Bases 1234 to 1920 code for a protein of 228 amino acids.
AACAGAUAAUUGUAUAAACAGCUAUUCAAAUAGAUGUUAUGCAUAAUUAUAAGAUCAUGUGCAGUAUUUCUAACCUUUUACAGUCUUAAAGGGAGGUAAUAAUUUUUUUUUUUUUAAAUCAAUGCAAAUUUUGCUCUACAGAAUGGUAUCAAAUCUUUGAGAAAUAAGAGAGAAAGCAAUUAUGGUCAACUGGAUUCAACACAAAACUGAUACAACAUUUAUGUUCAGAAAAAGUGUCAAUUACAUAAUUGAUGAGCCUACAUCCACUAGGUUGUUAAAUCCUGUUGUAUAAAAAAAUUUUGCAUGUAAGAUAUGCAGGAAAACAUUCAGGCAAAGAAAUUAGCUUGCUAUAAUGACUGAGUUACAGUACACCAAAACCCAUAGGUAGAAAUUAAUGUGAUGAAUUAAAAAAUCAAAUUUCUUAAUAAUUUGCUUAACUAAGGAAUUUUUAGAUGAAAUGAAAUAAUUUACUUCAUUUUAUAAUAAUAACAGGUUGUUUUUUUGGUGCAUUAAUUGUUUACUGUGAUGUAAAUAAACCCAAAAAUAACUAAUUAGAUGAUUUAUCGCAAUGUGACAUUCUGUAAAUUAUACAGAGGUGUAAACUAGCUAUUUUCAUUUUAAAGAGCCCAGACUGUCAAAAACAAUAAUUCUUUAACAUUGGGUGUAUAGGCAUUUUCUCCAACAAAUUGUUUAGGGGCUCAACAAAAAAUAUGUAUGCCUUAGGCUACUGGACCCCUGCUAAAUUAUUUAUAUCCCUGUAAUGUAAGUAUAUCAAAGAAAGCAUGGAAGCAUUUUAUUUAUCAUUUUUUACAGCACAAUUAUUUAAAGUUAGUGUUAUCCGUGACAAGUUGUUCAGACCUUAGGUACAUAAUUGUUUCAUUAAGCUUAUAAUAAAAAAUUUCCUGAGGAAAACACACAAAUAAAAACACUAAACUGAUGCAGAAAUUUGAAGUAAUAUUUUAUAACUUUAUAAUAAUUUGUUGAAUUUAUUUAAUCACUACUAAUAAAAUUUUAUAUAUUUUUACAGAAGAGAAGCACAGUGAGAAACCUGAGCAACUGGAUGAAUAUGAGCACAUACAAAGCUCACCAAAUCAGAAACUAAGCAUAAAUAGCUCAUCAAAGACAUACACAAUUUCCAAAGCAGAAGAGAAGCAUAGUGAGAAACCUGAGCAAGUGGAAAAAUUUUCACCAGGCCAGAAACUAAGCAUAAAUAGCUCAUCAAAGACAAACACAAUGUCUAAAGCAGCGCCUUCCAUUACUCCAAGAAGAUGUGCUGUAACACCAAAAAGAAAAUCUCUCUUCAACAACAAUCAAGAGGAGCAAGGCAGCCAGAAAUUGAUCACAGCAAUGAUAGGUGGUGCAACAUCUCCCUUUUCACAUGCUAGAAGAAAGGGCAUCAAGAUUUAUACUGAAAGUGAAAUAAGACGUGCCAAAGGUUUUGAUAAAUAUCGAUUACCUUUUCUGAAUGAGAUAAGUGAGAGACUUGCAAAAGAUGGUCUGAAAAAAACUGAAAUUGUAGGGGCGGCAGACUUCGAGUGGCGCUUACGUAAGUGUGAGCUUUUAAGCAACAGUGCUACAGAUGCCAGUAGCCCAUCUCUGUUACGUAAUCUUGAUAGGAUGGAGUCGGCAUACAAGAAGGUCAAGGCGAGUGCACUGGUGGUGCAAAAUGCAAGAAAUACUCAGAAGCAUAUACUGGCUGACACAGUUGAAAAGGAAGAAUUAUGUCCAUAUAUGACUGAACUUCGGAAGAGCCAAGAUGCUGUUGUGAAAGCAAUGCAGAGAGUAGAAGCAAAGUCAAAGAAGCAAGAAUCAUCAUCAUCUAGUGAAAGUGAUGGUGAAUGUGGUGUGACUGCAGAUGAAAUGGAAGAAGCAGUAAGGGUGGUGAAAAGGAAAAGAGACAUUUAUGACUUUGACGAGUAAGAUCAAUAGCAACAGAUAUCUAUUCAGUGAGGAAGUGGAGUAGAGAUAGAUAUGACUGACACUAGAAGAUUUGAAUGAAUGUUGUAAUUUCAAAGGUUACAUAAUUAAAAUCAUGUAGUUCUUUUAGAAAUAACUGUAUAAUAAUAAUGAUAAUAAUGAAAGUAGAAUAUUUCUUAAUCGUCAGUUUUAUGAACUGAGAUAAUGAUAUUAUUUAAGUUGCUAUUUUAGUUUCACAAAAUUCAAGGAGGUAUCUGUCUAUAUAAAACUUGCUCAUAGGCUUCAAGUGAUUAACUAUCAAUUUAGCUAAACAAGCAUGGUGAUACUUGAUUUUUUGCACUUUCAUGUUUCUAACAUGAAAUUGUUCAGUUUGAACAAAUUCUAUUAUUGGCAAUUUUUUACACAAAACUAUGUCUUUCAAAACUGCAAAUUGUACCGUGUUGACAGUAAGGAUUUUUAUAAAUAUGAUAUCAGCUGACUGUGUCUGCCUUUUUAAAAUUGAGACUUGAAAGAGGACUUUUAAGUAAAUGCUAUUAAAAAAUUAGUGUGAGGAAGGCAUUUAAAAGCUCAAUAAUCUCUGAGGCUGUUUGUGUAAUUUCUGUUGUUCUAAAAUAUAAAUCCAUAUACACCUGCAACAUUUUCAGUCACAUCCAGUUGUACUACCUGCUUGAAAAGCAUUUAAACAUGUCUUUUAAAAUACAAUCUGAAAAAUAUUUUUUAUUGAAAUGUUGAUAACUUACCUUUUUUGUCUGUUCUUGAUAUUGUGGGAAAAAAACCGAUACUGAACACAGCGACGAUAAACAUACAUAUACUAACAACAAUUUGUCCGUCUGCCUGUCAAAUGUUUCAGUUGCACUAUAAUCAAGCUGUAAAUAUAAUCUAAUAUACUGAUUUAAACAAUUUUAAUGGACAUGAAGAACGAUAGGAUGAUAUUUCUACAAAGCAUUAAUUCCUCAUCAAAAAAAGGAUCUGCACAACUAUCUAUUUGUACAUAUUUAAAUGUUGACAGAUAAUACUAUUUGCAUUUUUUUGUUUGAGUGGAAAGCCCUCAUUGUAUUUUGUGGUUUAUAGCCAGUGUAUUUUUGCACUUCUUGUGGAAAUUGUCAAUAAUAUCUGUGUGUGACAAUACCUUGUAAUUCUUAAAACUGUUUUAUGGUUCCCACAAUUUUACCUGCACUGUAUUUAAAGGAAAAAAGGAGAGGACCUAGUGAUACAUGUCAACUACUACCAAAGAACUCUUUGUUAUGUGGAUUUCUAUCUGUUAAAAUAAUUAAAAUAGUGUAUUUAUUGUUUUUAGUAUUAAAUGAUAAAAUAAAUCUCUCAUCUUCUUAUUCUGUUUUAUAUUGGAAAGUUUUGUAACCCCAAUUAUUGAGACCAAACUAGAACAAUCAGAUAAUUUAAAACAAAAUAGCCCCACUAAAACUAGUGGC